AUGGAGGCGAGUCUGCAAAAUCGCGACCAAAAUGAUCAACCACCUCAAAUCUAUCGCAAUAAUGGGACCGAUGCGCAAGUGUUGGAGCGUUUGAAGCUUCGUGAGCUCGCCGAAGGUUGGGUAUGCUACAGGGAUGCUUGCGAAUGGGAGAACUUUCGAUCCAUCUUUGCCGAAGCGGCCUACGUCUAUACAACCUGGUCUGGUAAAUUCCAUGUAGACGACUUCAUUGAAGCUUCAAAGAUGGGCGUCGAUCAAGGUGUCUUUAUUAUGCAUCGGGCGCAUGGCGUCACCUCGAAUCUUCAUUUGGAUGCCGGGAGAGCGGUGACAAAGAUGAAGGCCACCAUCACACAGAGAUUCGAACUCGACGGCUGCGAAGUUGACGCUGAGGCCGACUGCCGGUUCAUAUUCUUCUUCGAAAAACAGCCGUCUACUGGUGAUUGGCUCGCAAAAUAUGUUCGUCACUGGUACGAAAAGGAUAAGCUGAUUCCAGUUGAUCCUCGGCAUGUGCCCAUGCUGGACGAUGAGAUUCUGAAGUCCUAUCCUCGAGGUUAUCGGUACCUAGCCCACUGCCAGCAACGAGCUAUGGGUAUUACAAUAUCGAAGGACUUACCCGGUCAUGCCAGAGACGGCGGCACUAUCAACGGGUCCAAGCACGACCUUUUGUACGAACAAGCUGUGCAGUGGUUGGCUGGUGAGGACAUAGCAUUUUGA
Molecule: messenger RNA, 711 nt
Organism: Recurvomyces mirabilis
Lineage: Eukaryota; Fungi; Ascomycota; Dothideomycetes; Mycosphaerellales; Teratosphaeriaceae
Exons: 2
Coding region: 1-711 (236 amino acids)
Source: RefSeq, a predicted model, not a curated record